AUGCUAAAAUGUCAUGGAAUUGAGUUGAUAUACGAGGUCCAGAAGUUAUGUGGCGACCAAGCUCUUGAGCUUUUCAGUUUGAAUGCCUUCGGAAGCAACAAACCUCCAAACGAUUAUUUGGAACUCGCACAACGUGCAAUAGCCUAUGCUCAAGGACUUCCACUAGCUCUAACGCUUUUAGGUUCCCAUCUUCGUAAUAAAGGUGUACAUCGUUGGCAAGCUAUAUUAUCAGAUGCUUACGGAGGAGAUCCUUACACAAACAUUGCAUGUUUCUUCAAGGGUGAAGAUAAGGACUAUGUGCUACAAAUAGUAAGCAGUUCUAAGCACAAGGUCCCCCAAGAUUGCAUUGAAGUACUCGUUGAGAAGGCAAUGAUAACUAUUCAAAGCAAUAUGAUUUUGAUGCAUGACUUGCUAGAACAACUGGGUAAGGAUAUAAUUCAUGAAGAAUCUCCGAAUGAUCCUGCCAAGCGUAGUAGACUAUGGUUUCAUCAAGAUGUAUUCCAAGUUCUAACAGAAAACACAACCCAAGGGUGUCCACCGCUGACAGCAGUGACUAAUCCCUUUCGCUGCGGGAGCUCUCCCAAAGGAGGUAAACAGCUGGCCACGAAAUGUGCUCCAUUCCCAUGGGCGGGGAUCGAACUCCCAACCUCAUGGUUAAGGGAUGAGAAUAGCCCAAAUGUGACAUCUAUAAAUUUAAGUGGGUAUGAAUUCUUAGAAAAAAUCCCUGACUUAUCUGGAAUCCCAAACAUAAAGUUCUUGAAUCUAAGUCAGUGUACAAGUGUGGUUGAGGUUCAUGAUUCUGUUGGAUUCCUUGAUAAACUUGUUAAGUUGGAUCUUAGAGAAUGCGUUAAGCUUACGAGGUUCGCAACAAAGACUUAG
Molecule: messenger RNA, 879 nt
Organism: Prunus mume (Japanese apricot)
Lineage: Eukaryota; Viridiplantae; Streptophyta; Magnoliopsida; Rosales; Rosaceae
Source: RefSeq, a predicted model, not a curated record